AUGCGGCUGCGCCGUGAGAGCGGGGGCGGCGGCGGCGGCGGAGGUGGCGGCGCCGGCGGCGGCAACUGCAGCCCCGAGGAGCUGCAGGAGCGUCGCGCGCGCUGCAUCGCCCUCGAAAAGGCCUACGUGCACGACGUGUACGAGCAGCUGGCGCCCAGGCUCGCCAGGCCCCGACUGUGGCCACGUGUCCACCAGUUCCUGCGCGAGCUCGAGCUGGGCAGCCUCGUCGCCGACGUCGGUUGCGGCAGUGGCCAGUACUUGGAGUCUGCGGGCCUCGGGGCGUUAGGCUGCGAGCGCAGCCAGGCGCUGGCGCGCGCCGCCGCCUCUUGCGGAGGCCACCAGGUGGUGCUGGGCGAUGCACUGGCGCUGCCAUUCCGCGACGAGGCGCUGGACGCGGCGCUAUCGGUUGCCGUGCUCCACCACCUGGCCUCCACCGAGCGCCGGGUGCAGGCGCUCAGGGAGCUGGCACGCGUGCUGCGCGUCGGCGGCCGCGUGCUCAUCACCGUGUGGGCCAUGGAGCAGACACAGCGGAAGUUCGAGUCUCAGGAUGUGCUCGUUCCCUACCGGCAGCCAACGAAGAGCAGCAGUGAGGACCGCGGCUCGUCAGUGGAACGCGAGAUGACAAGCACAACGACGAGCGAAGACGACCUGCUGGUCUACCAGUCGUACAAUCCACCAGCCUCGGACAGCGACACGGCAGCGCCGGCACGAUCGGGCCGCCGCCGCCGGGGCAGCGUCGACGGCACGGACCUGUCGAGCCCCGGCGAGACGUGCUACAGCUUCAUGCGCCGCGCGCUUCGCAAGCUGUCCUCCAGCAACCACCGGUCCCGGCCGUAUUUCUACAGCAGUUGCCGCGGGGGAUGGUUCUCGGACAACAACACUGCCGCCUCCACUGACAGCAAGGUCACCUCACCGCAGGGGGCCGAAAAAGAGCCACAGCUCGACGCGUGUGCCACUGCCGAGGCGCCUGAGGAAGAGGAGGAUGAGGACGACGGACUCAUUGAACUGCGUCACCUUGACGCGGAGUUGCCCGUCGAGGAGAGUUCUGCAGCGCGGAGCAGACCGCCUUCGGGCCUAGACGGCGGCGAGCGGUUCGUCCGUGGCCAUGGGAAGUCACGCUCGCUAGGUGACGUCCUCAGCAUCAUUCCCGCCAUGCUGCGAGCGCGGCGCAGAAAAGAGGGCUCGCAUGAGUUCCAGAAGCGCAUAUCGACGGCCAGUGACCCGCGCGAGUACUUGCAGAGGAUAGUGGAGGAGAGGAACGGCAUCGUGCGCUCCAAGUCAACGGCGUCCUGCUGCGCCAGGUUCGAGCAUCUGCGCGAGGACUACCAGAUGCCUACCAUGGUGGAGAGCCAGGAGUCGCCCGAAGAACCGGAGGCGAGUGAGGGGCGGGACAGCGAGGACAAGUCGAGCAGCCGCGCCGGUGACGAGGACAUCACCCCGACUACCAACGUGUCCAGCCAGCUGACCACGACGGACAUAGCGAACGGAAACAGUAUCCUGAGCGAGGAGCAGCUGUCAUCGAUAGUCAAAGAACAGCUCGGAUACCUGAAGUCACCACCAAAGGGUUUCAACGGCUGUCGAACAAAGAACUGGUUUAACUCGUUCAAUAACAACGCCAACUUGGAAAAGUGCCUCAUCAGCGCGACAUCGACGACCACUGUCCACGACUACAUCUCGGCCAAGGUGAGCAGAGCUGGCGCGCCGCAGCUCGCUCGGAAGCGGAUGCGCCUCGGCGGUCAGAGGCUACAAGAGAAAUCGCUGCUCAAGAAUUUCUACAACCAAUGCUCCCUAGGCGAAGUAGAGGAGAAGCGGUCCAGAGUUGGUGAUAAGAAGCAGGACGUUCCCAUGUCAACGUACUAUUCCAUGCCCGAUCUCCACACCCUCACAGAAGAGUCAACCGAGCUUCCAGAAAGACCCGUCGAGAACUUGAGAGUUCCUCUCGUCAAGACGGAAUACCAAGAGCGUUCUAAAGACUCUUUUGAUUCUGACAUUUUUGUGGAAGACGAAGAAGCAUGUCGUGUGCUUCAGAACAGGCGCAGGGUAGUGAAGCGAAGCAUGAGCGUCGGUACUAACAAUGGAGCUGAGCCGAGAAAGCAGCACCGACGGUUCUCGGCCUCUUCGGCGUCGGCUUCGAUGUGCGCGUCUCCCACAACACCCCGCAGCCGGAACGUCUCAGAAGACUCAGAAGAAUCGAUUAUCUCCGUGAGGUCACGAAAAUGCAGCAGCUUGCAAAGUGACACCAGUGUGGACAGUGAGGAGUCCAUCAUUUCUGUGAUACAACGAAGCAGCAGUGAGAUCGAAGCUAUCAUGCAACGGAAGGAACUUCAAAGGGCUACUUCAAACAGCCUCAGGGCGUCGCCACUCAGCAUUACGCUGGGAGCACAAGAAGCGUCGUCGCCCGAGUUUUCACCGACGCUUAAAUCAGCACCCAAGAACUCGCCUCCUCUCUUGGGCGCAUUUCCGCGACAGUAUCUCGAGAAAUUCUCCGAUUGCGAGGCCGUGGUUAUUCGAGACGUGAUAGGGGCCAUUGUGUCGUUCGCCCAGUGCACAGACACCAUAUACGUGGAGCAGUGGGAAAACCUGGCGGACUCGCCCCAACAGCCGGAAGCUGCGGAGUCGAUCGGAGAAAUCGGGGAUAACGACAGCGAGUCAGGAGACACGGAAUCUUACAUGUCCAAUCCCGACUGCACAGCUGCCGGUGGUGACGCCAGUUGCUGUGAGGACGAUAUUCCGCAGAUUGAGUUCGACGUGGCAGAUCUGGACGAUCCGUACUGCACGGCGCCCGACACGGUGCACGAGGAAGAGAGCCUCACCACGAGCAGUGAAUCGCAGCAGACUCAGACGUUCUUCACUUGUCCCAGCACCGAUGAUCCCAGCUCGCCCAGGUUUCCGGAAAGUACGACAUCCAGCUCAGAAGGGACCUUGGAACCCGAGACCGAAGUUCCAUCUUCAGAGAACGAACUCGAAACACUUGACGUUCACCCAGAAUAUAGCUCAGUGAGCCCACUAUCGCCAGAAUUUUGGAUCGAAAAAACGAGCGGUGCAUCGCCUACAUUGUCUAACGUUAGUCCAAUCGACGAAAAACCGGACACAGAUGAUGACUUGACCACGUCGAAGUGCAAUACUGACAGUGAUGUUGGCCUUAUCUCGUUUGUAUCCCCAGCAGAUGAAAAGCCAGAAAGUACAGACAUCCCUGACGAUUUCGUGUACAAGAAGGGCACAGAGGUACAAAUUGAAGAAAAAGACGUUGACUGCAGUGAAACACCCAUAAAGCUAACUGUUAUAAAAAAAACGUCGCCGUUCGCGCAAAGCAGUUGUGGAGGCAUGCACCAGUCGAAGCCUGGUGAAAGGUACUGGGAGCACUUGCUACCGUCUGUGCUUUCGAUGGAUGCAGAUGACACUCCGGAAAGUUUUAAUAUCGAAACAUCAAUAAACCAGCAGUGUAAAACACCUGAUGUGAGUCCUGAUGACACUAUUAGUGCAAGCGUAUCAUUACGCAAGCCGACAACAACCGAAGACAGCUCCCCAGACGAAUCUUUAGAAAGUAUAGAGGAAUGCAGUGAAGAAGAACUGCAUGAUGAACGUGAGAAGUCUGAUGUGCUCGGUGAAGAGCGAAAUUCUCCUAUAAAUACACAACCGCAGCUCACGACCUUGGAUCAAGAGCAUGCGUACGAGAAUCAAACUGAAAGCACUUUGUUUGAAGAAGAAAAUGACAAUGAAAGUACGGCUAUUUCAGCAGUGAGUGAUGCACCACAGGUCGCUGCAGAAGACGACGUGGAAGACGAGCCUCCAGAAUUCAACUUUGUCGUCGAGGACUACAGCGAGGAAAGCGAUUCUUGCAACGAGCCGGCAGUCGAAGAAAGCACGGCGCCGACGUACGACUCACUGACAGUUGAAAGGUUAGUGAACAGCACCUCCAACGGCUCCAGUUCAACCGCCAGCUUCCAAACCGUGCUGCAGUGUCCGAGUCCCACGACCGUCACAGCUGACGACGACGAUGACGCUGAAAGGGAGGCCGCCGUAGAAACAGAGGCUCCAGGGGAUGCCGGUGGCCACAGGGGAGAAGACGAGACGUCAGGAGAGGUCAGGGGAAGCCUCGACAGAAAGGAGUCCGCUUCGCUGUCGUCAUCUCAAGAGUCCCUGCAGGACACCGACGGUGGUGGAAGUUCACUGAUGCUCCACAGGUACUAUCACGUGUUUCGUGAGGGGGAACUCGACAGCUUGAUCGACAAGUACGUAGAAAACCUUCACAUUAUCUCAUCGUACUAUGAUCGAGCGAGUUGGUGUGUGAUCGCUGAGAAAGUGCAGGUGUGGACAAUAUAGGACGCAUGGACAUGAUCGUCCUCCAGUGCGUUGUCGACUACGGGGACGUUCAGAAGACAGGAGCUGCGCAGCGUUGCUCGCCGUGGUGUGUUCGGAAGACAGUGUUCUUUAUGCCAUCGGAGACGUUAGUUGCCUGUUCUUCGAUUGCACACGUUAAUUCAACUGAUCUCUAGGCCUGAAAACAAGAAAUACUAAGGUCGGGUGUAGGUUUGGAGAAGCUUAAAGCGUUGUCACCAUACGAGGUACAGCCGUACACACACUUGACAAAAAAGAAAGACAAGUAAUUGUUCAUUUGAAGCAGACUUAUGCAGCAGGUAAUGAAAAAUGCAAUCAGUUGUGAAUUAUGAAAUAUGUACAGCGUCAGUAAUAUUGACAUAUUGUGAGCAAAUAAGAGAGCAUUGAACGGUUUGAUAACACUUCAGCCGUCAUAUAAUACGGUAAAGUCUUCUAUAGGUAGCUAGCCCUAAUUCUGACUCUUGAGAAGUUUCAGUUGAGCGAGGCCAAACAUAUAUACAAUAAAAGACAAAAUAAUCAGAGCUCUCGAGCAUACGGGUUAGAAGAAUGAAAGUGGUAUAGUGAGAACAGACAUCAGUGGUUUUACAGCAAAGCUUCUGUUGAGACUGUGUGCGGUGGAGUAAAACGUCUGUUCGUAACGUACGCUCCAAAUGACAGCCAAUUUUUUUUUUUUUGAAAUAGCUACAAGAGCUAACGCAAUUAAAUUUGAACAGCAUGUUGGACGUGUUAAGGUAUAUGUGCGCGGAAAGUCACAACCGUGUAAGGUCAUCAGGCGCGUUUUGGGAAAUUACUUCUGGUUCAUUGCUAUUUACAGCCUUAUAGGGAGCUGAACAGUGCGUCAUUUUCCAAACUUUAUUGAUCGUAUCAGGCAUAAACUGCGUUGAAAUCAUAUAAAUUGUGGGAGGAACUUGAUGGAGAAAUAUUAAAGUUUUGGAUUUACGGAUGCCGUACGCCACCGGAGACUUUAAUUAAAAAGCUCAUUUGAGCAGUGGAUUAUAUUUCGGAAUGUUGUAAGCAAACGGCUCACCAUUUCCGUGUUACGCAUUGCACACAUGUAAGGGAAACCUUUUACGCUUGGCUUCAACUGUUUUAAGCAUUGUUCAAGGCUCAAAAGUAUUAAACUUUAAAGGGUCAAAUGCAAGCGAUUGAGCGUUCAAAGCCUCCGGUGCAAACAGCUGUGGCUCUGCGCGCGGAGGUGGUGAGAAAGGUACACGAGGGUUGCAAGGAUAUUCCACUGUAACGAGAAACGCCUCUUGCAGUGAAGGCAGCUUGGGGCACUGCGGUUCCUUUGUAUCAACUCUGCUUCGCUGGAAUUUAGGGUGUCACUCUGCAAGUUCGCGCGAAGUCUGCCGGCUUUUAUGCGGUGCAUGGUAACUUAAAGGUCAACAACAACGACGAGGACAACAACAAAGUACUAGACGAAAUCCCAAGCUAAGACGCAACAAGGAAACAAAUCAAGGAAUAUAGUUUAAGUUUUAUUGUCCGAUGCUGAUGCAGGUGUGGAACUACUUGCUGUUGUUUCUUGUUGAUCGUACUUCUAUAUUCCGAAUUUUCCCUUCCAACUCCUUGCUGUUAUUGUUUCGUUAUUAUUAUCGCACGUCGAGUACUCGUUAAAGUUCUGGGAUGUUGGGCGUAAUCACGUAACUUGACGCUCUUUUAUUACAUAUGUGCAUAUAUCUCCCUGUUCCCUAAGGGACCCUUAUAUUGUGUGCAGUGCGACGAGAAGAUUGGAAGCGCGGAAGAUUGGAAGCGCGUGAUGAAGGGGCUGAAGGCAACAAACUUUCGGUAACUCCAUUUAACACAAGAGGGCAAAUAAUGUAGUUUAAAAAAGAAAGAAAACAUAUGCGAUCGCAUGCAAGCGUGUAAUACAAUGUGGACGAGCAAACAUAUAUGAACAAUGGGAAACCAUACGCGACUGAAACUCCCUCGUACUUCGACCGCCACAACAGUGUCAACAGAAAAAAAAAGUUUUUUCGAGGUAGUAAAUGCUUACAUUUUGAAGUUUAAAACCUAUCCAUUUUUCAUUUGAAGUUCCAAAAGGUAUAGUCCCAAGGAAUGAGGCGUAGAUGGUUAUUGUUCUCAAUUUGUGGUGUAGCAGCCUUUGUUGUGCAACAACGGACAGACGUACGAUCGGAGUUGUUUUGCACUAACAAGCGACGAGUCCACCGCUUGUCUUGAAUUUGUCUACAAGUGCUAGAGCGUUCAAACGUUGAACGUGUGUAUUAAGAGAACAGCACAGCGGUUGUGGAACCUUCAGCAGUCUUCCUCUAAAUCAGAGCCGAAUAUUUGCGUACGCGAGUACUGCUAUUGACGACAUGCUGGCUCCUUAGGUGUUGUAUCGAUAGCUAUAUGAAUAGUUCUUAUGAUUGGCUGACGCGAUGCUUGUAUUCCACAAAGACAUCUUAAGUUCUUUCAAUUUUUUAAAGGAAAUAUCACCAGAAAAAGCAAGCUUCGAAUUCAUGACAAGCGAGAAAACGAUUGGGUGUGUGCACGACCGUAUGCGUGACGAGAGCUUCUGUUCUCCAGACUCUGGAUGUGAUUUAUUGCAUGGGUGUCCUAAGGCGCCUCUGGUGCUUCAUUUUCUUGAAAACAAUAAUUCAGUUAGCACUGUUGACUACGGCCCACCAAUCUAUUAUAUUACUCAAAGCAUGCCUUUAAGAUCAACAUACCGAGUGAUCAACUUCUUUCGUAGCCUAUUUAAAGUAAGCUAUAGCAAGAAGUUUAAUCUUGUACAUAUAACAUAGCUGGAGAGCAGAAAUUAUCCCUCGUGUAUAUUUAUCACAAUACAUUUCAUAUUUCAUAUUCCGUGUUUUAAAUGCAUAACGUGGCACUUGCCACACAGAAACGUUACGAUCAUCUUGAUGAUCGUAACGUUUCUGUAAUUGAAAUUGAAAGUAAUUGAAAUUGGCCUUUCUGCGAUCUGUAUUUGGCUACAUAUCAUUUUUCGCACCAACAAGAUACUUUGCUGGCUACUCUAUGACACAACAUCUCGCCGUUUGGUUGCGUUAUGACAUAGAAAAUGAAAGUACACGUUAUUAUUAAUCGAUUAUCUCCCCGAGUGAUUACAACGACUUUUUUAUGCUUACAUUAUGAUGUCAUCAAACCGUGUGAAUAGAAUGUAAAUAAAAAUCUUGUUAU
This is a messenger RNA of Dermacentor silvarum, 7476 nucleotides long. RefSeq lists its product as uncharacterized. Gene Ontology annotation, cellular component: nucleus; cytoplasm. The transcript is spliced from 5 exons. Gene Ontology annotation, molecular function: tRNA binding; S-adenosylmethionine-dependent methyltransferase activity. NCBI's taxonomy places the organism in Eukaryota, Metazoa, Arthropoda, Arachnida, Ixodida, Ixodidae. The record is from RefSeq and is a predicted model, not a curated record. The coding region runs from base 1 to 4323 and encodes 1440 amino acids. Gene Ontology annotation, biological process: tRNA wobble uridine modification.